Messenger RNA from Suncus etruscus (white-toothed pygmy shrew), 2270 nucleotides. It is a transcript of the gene GIMAP8, whose product is annotated as GTPase, IMAP family member 8. The record is from RefSeq and is a predicted model, not a curated record. The coding region runs from base 54 to 2153 and encodes 699 amino acids. Lineage: Eukaryota; Metazoa; Chordata; Mammalia; Eulipotyphla; Soricidae. Gene Ontology annotation, cellular component: endoplasmic reticulum. Gene Ontology annotation, molecular function: GTP binding. The transcript is spliced from 5 exons.
UCGCCCUGCCCUAUAGCUGCAGCUCGGAACUAACUGACCAGGGCGCAGCUGCGAUGAAGAGGGGAAAGCUGGGCCCUUGCGGGGAUCCGGAUGUUGCCAAGGGCCAGGGCGCAACAUCCAGAAGCAACCAGGGACUGGAACUAAGGCUUCUACUUCUUGGUAAACAUGGUGCAGGAAAAAGUGCCACUGGAAACACCAUUCUUGGUGAAAGGGUGUUUGAGUCCAAACUGAGUGAGGAGCAGAUGACCACGAAAGAGUGCCAGAGAAAGAGUGGAACUGUGAAGGGGACUGAGGUUGUGGUCAUUGACACCCCUGACCUUUACUCCUCAAGAAUUGGUGCUGAGGACAAGCGUCACCACCUUGAAUGCUGUGUAGCACUCUCUGCUCCCGGUCUCCAUGCCUUCCUUCUGAUCAUCCCCAUUGGCCAUUUCAAGGACGAGGACAAAGAAACCAUCAAAGGCAUUGAGGAGAUAUUUGGACAGGAAACUAGGAGGCAUAGCAUUAUUGUCUUCACUCGGAAGGAUGACUUGGGGGAAGACUCUCUGCAAGAUUACAUUGAAAGCAAUCAGUGUCUAAAGGAAUUGGUUCAGAACUUUGGAGGACGAUAUUGUACUUUCGACAACAAGGCAUCUGAAGAAGAGCGCGACAAUCAGGUGGCAGAACUACUCUGCAAGAUACAGCAGUUGGUAGAUGAGAAUGGGGGACCCUAUUGUUUGCAUUUCAAAAAUGAAUACAGGAGAGGUCAGGAUAUUGUUAAUGAAGUGACAUCGCAAAGGAGUGAUGGUUCACAUGGACCAGAGAAUAUGCAGCUGCAGUCCACCAAAAGUGAGGAAAUGUCAGAACUGAGGAUCCUGCUGGUGGGAAAGCAUGGAGUUGGAAAAAGUACAGUUGGAAAUCGCCUUCUGGGGAAGUGGGGUUUUGAAACUGGAUUCAGUGAAAAGCCUGUGACUAAGACAUUCAUGACUAAAAGUAGAGUCUGGAGAAGGAGAAUACUUAUGUUCAUUGAUACUCCACACAUCUCACCUUCUGAGAACUUUCAUUCAGAGCUUCAAGAUUACACCUCUCCAGGCCUCCAUGUCUUCCUGAUGGUGAUUCCCCAGGGCUCAUUCUCUGAAAGAGACGAAGAGGUGCUAAACAUUAUUCAAAGAAAUUUUGGAAACAAUUUUUUUGAGCACAUGCUCAUUCUCUUUACCAGGGAAGAAGAUAGACGCCUAAAUAGAGAAAUAUUAGAAAUUGAAAAUAACCCCAAUAGUCUCUUCACAAAGUGUAAAAAUCGACACAGUCUCUCUAACUUCAAAGCAGUAGGAGAGGAGGAGAAAAGUCAGGUGGAUCAAGUCCUGCAAAAUAUUGUGAUCUUGACAAAGAAGAAUGGGAAUAAGCUGUGUACCCUAGUAAAGAAAGAUACCCUGAGCCUUGUUCUUGUGGGGAGCAGUGGUGCUGGAAAGAGCGCAACUGGGAACACUAUUCUUGGGAGGCCAGAAUUCAUUUCACAGCUCAGUGCUCAGUCAGUUACUAAGAUGUGCCAGAGCAGCAAGGAGAAGUUGGGGGAGCAGGACGUGGUGGUUGUGGACACACCCUCUUUCCUCACGGUACCUAGCGAAUUAGAGAAUCCAUUUCAGCUAGAGAUAGAAGUUCAACGCUGUUUGUCCUGCUGUGAAGGGAACAGGAUUGUAUUUGUCCUGGUGUUUCAGCUGGGAAGGUUCACUCAAAAGGAGCAAAAUGUUUUGGUGCAAUUAGAGACCAUCUUUGGAAAGGAAGUUAAGAGAUACACAAUUGUGCUAUUUACUCGGAAGGAAGACCUAGAGGAGGAGAAUAUUGAAAAUUAUAUCCAACUCACAGACAACAAAGCUCUUAAGAUGACAGUUAAAGAGUGUGGAUAUCGAGUUUGUGCAUUCAAUAAUAGAGAAUCAGGCCCGGCUGGGAAAACGCAGGUGAAAUCUCUUUUGGAAAAGGCCAAUAAACUGAUAAAAGAACAAGGAGGGCAUGGAUAUCCCAAAACUUUCAAUGAGGUCAGACAAAUAAUGAAACAACAUGCCCAGGAAAAGUCCAAAUACAAACAGAUGCUAAACAAUUUUAUAAGUUCCCCAUCAGAGAAGUGCCAGAAACAGAGAACAGGGAUUAAAUCUGGCUUGCAAAAGACCAAACAAGUUUGAUCUCAUGCAUCACGUAUGGUCCAUUGAGCACUAGGAAUUACUCAGGGAAUCAUAAGUGGUACUGGGAACCAAACCAGCUCAAUUGCCUGCAUGCAAGGCAAGUGUCUUAUUCCCUGU